Molecule: messenger RNA, 808 nt
Organism: Solanum dulcamara
Lineage: Eukaryota; Viridiplantae; Streptophyta; Magnoliopsida; Solanales; Solanaceae
Exons: 2
Coding region: 96-440 (114 amino acids)
Source: RefSeq, a predicted model, not a curated record
GUUUGUUGCCUCCUUUUAAGCCCUAAACCCUAAGGAGAGAGAGAGUUUCAAAGGAGAAAAAACAGAGUUCACUGAAACAAGAAUUUGCGAAGAAAAUGGCGAAGUCAAUGAGAUCAAAGAGGGAAAAGAGGCUGAGAUCCAUAAGGAGAGAUAUAGUUGCUACAGAGCCCACUGUUCUUAAGAAAGAAGCUGCUAAAUUGGCUGCCCAAGAAGCUGCCCUUGGUGCUCCUAAGCUUAUUGUUAAGUCUCCUUUCAGCCCCACCACCAUGGAUACUUCUGCCUCUACUUCUAACACCGAUACUAAAAUGGAUGUGGAGAUGGCUGAUGGCAAUGAAAGUGCAAAAUCUUUAAAACCUCUUGGAAAGAAGAUGAAAAAGAAGCUUAAAAUAGCUAAGAAGAAGAAUCAUGGCAAGGGAAAGAUCAGGAGGAAGAAUGUUUGAUUGCAGGCCUUUUGUUCUCUGGUAGCCAUCUUGCUAAGCUGAUAGAUGUCUUGUUUACUUACUUGAAGAUCUUGUUGACAAGUCCCUCCCAUAUCUUACAUUGUAGUAGUAUCUUGGAACUUGAGCACGUGAGUGGAUAUGCAAAUUAUGCUCAUACAAAUUUUGUAUGCUGUCCUUAAGUUCUUGGAUUUAUCCAAAUAGAUCGUCUGUUUAAUUUUCCUUUUUACAGUUCAAUAUUGGCCUUCUCCAAGUGUUAGGAUUUUUAUAUGUUUAAGCAAACUCUAAUGAUGUUCACCGUUGUUUAUUUGAUAGAACAAGGGUGGUAGUACCAUUUACAGUAAUAACACAUUAGAGACUUCUAUUCUCUA